AUGAUCUCCCGCGUACACGGGAUCGUCUUUCUCUCCACGCCCCACAGAGGCUCAUCGCAUGCCAGCUCUCUCAACACCCUCCUUUCUGUCAUGGUUGGGACGUCGAACAAGGUUUACGUGUCGGAGCUGGAGAGCAACUCUACCUCAAUCGAGGAUUUGAAUGAACAAUUUCGAACCGUUUGUGGGCCCCUACGCUUGGUAUCUAUAUACGAGACGCUCCCGACGAGAGUUCCCCCGGGCAUCAAGAAAUUGAUUGUGGGGAAAGACACAGGCGUUCUGAACUAUCCGAAGGAGAUCUCGGGCCCAGCUGAUGCAGACCAUCACACAAUCUGCAAGUACCGCAGCCGAGUGGAUGACAAUUAUAUCUUGUUCAUCACCUUUCUCAAGCAGAUCUCUCGUGACCUCAUGGCUCCUUUUCUCGGCAUUGUCGAAAACCCGGUUGAAGAUGUGCAAAAGUUUGCAAGCCAGGGACUGCAAGGGUCCGGUGAAUGGCUCCGCGAACGGAAGAGCUUUCAGCACUGGCUGAGUGAUCCAACCGGAGAGAAUCGUCUGUUUUGCUUGAGCGGCAUGCCGGGAACAGGCAAGUCGACCUUGGCAGCAAUGACUGUUCGGCAUUUGCAACAAGCCUUUUUGGCCCAGAGCUGCCAAUUUCACUUCUUUCUGGAGUCCCAGCCGACCAAGAAGAGCGUCGCCUACUGCCUCAGGUCCAUUGCCUUCCAGGUCGCAAGCACCCACGACGUCUUCGCUGAGCAGUUGCUUCGCCUGCAUCAGGAUGUUGGCGACGUCCUAUCGUCUCAGAAGCACCAAACAAUCUGGGCGAAGAUUUUCGAAGGCAUCUUGUUCAAGCUUGACGUGGGCUACACGCUGCACUGGGUGAUCGACGCAGUGGACGAAUCGGAGAACCCGCAGGCGUUUCUGAAGUUCUUGUCGCAAAUGCAGUCCUAUUCGUGCAUCAAAAUCAUGCUUCUGAGCCGGCCCAGCAAAGACAUCACAAGUGCUCUGGCGCAGAAGGGCAAGGCGGCAAUAUUCGACACGAUAAGUGUCCGAGAUACAGCGGCCGACAUUCGAGGAUACGUUCGGUCCGUUGUUGCUGAAGCUCUACCGGCGGAAAGCCUCAUCCGGGAAGAAAUCAUCGAGCGCAUUCUCGCCAGAACGGAGGGGUCGUUCCUGUGGGCUCGCCUUGCCCUGGACAGGUUGCACCACGACUGGCACACUUUGGGCGACAUACAAAAAGCGAUGGACGUCAUACCCAAAGACAUGCAGUCGUUGUAUCGGAACAUGCUUCUGUCCAUCAAGAAUCAGGAACCCCGGCUCCAGGACAUAGCACAGAGGAUCUUGACGUGGGCAACUUGCAGCUUCAGGCCCAUGAGAGUGGUGGAGCUCCAAGCCGCACUUGAACCUGAAUUCGGCGGAUUUAUAAGCCUCAAGGACACCAUCGUCCAGGUCUGCGGCCAUUUUGUGCGGGUCGACGGCGACAGUGUGACGUUGAUCCAUGCCACUGCUCGAAGAUUCCUUGUCACGCCCGAUGGAGAGGAGCCGGAGCUUAUUUCGUCACGGGGGGGGCACGAAACGCUGGCAAAGGCAUGCCUGAGGUACCUCUCUGACGAUCGAUGGCGACGCAUCCUGUCGCAGGUUCCCCAGGCCGAUACCGAGCACAAAGACCGACUGUCCGCGGUAUACGAGUCACACCCGCUUCUGAGCUACGCGCUGAACUACUGGGCCUAUCAUGUGAGACACGCCCCAGUCAGCUCUCCAGAACUGCUUCAGCAUCUAAAGCUCUUUUUCGCGAAACAUGUUCUUUGCUGGAUCCAAGCUGUGGCACUCUCGAGGUCGUUACGCACCCUGCCGCUGGCUUCCCAGUACAUCAAGCUUUAUCUCAAGCGGCGCAAGAGAGCACGCCCGUCGUCGCUCGACGCUGCAGAGCCACGUGGAGAGACCUCGGCUCCAGGCGAUAACGAAGUGCAGUUUCUCGAGCGUUGGGCUGUGGACCUCAUCCGACUCCUAGGCAAGUUUGGGAGCAACCUCGCCGAGACACCGUCAUCCAUCUUCAAGCAUAUUCCACCGCUCUGCCCUCGAGAUUCCAUCAUUGCUCAGUUCGGUGCACGGCAGGACAGCGCGCUCAUUCGAGUCGCGGGAAUCUCCUCACGCAACUGGGAUGACAACCUUGCGCGGCUGUCCGUCGGACAAGACCAAACAGCAUCCAAAGUGCGAUGCAGCGGCGUCUACUUCCUCACACUGGUGUCCGCCAGCGGCACCAUCAUCGUCUGGUCUGCCGAGACAUGCGAGGAAUUGCGCCGGCUCGAGCACGGGGAGUGGGUUGUCCUGUUCGAAACUAACGGCACUGGCAGCAUGGUCGUCUCCAGCGGUCGGUUUACUUUCAAGAUUUGGGAUAUCUCGACUGGGAAUCUGCUCCAUUCGUUCAACAAACUUCCUGAAGCUGACCCAAUGCACCUUGCUUUUGGGAAUACCGACACGGAUCUUGUGGUCGCGUAUGACGACUGCUCCAUUGUCCGGUAUGACGCGCAGACUGGCACGGCACUGGCAAGGUUCAGAACCGACAAAUCGGACAAACUCCGCGGCUGCCCCCGCCUUAUGGUGCUGAGCCCUGACCGGACCCAGGUUGUCAUCGCGUUUCGAGGGCGGCCGGUAUUUGUGUGGGAGGCGAAUGUUGAUGCUCCCAACCCUCCCCGGAGAUGCAUCCGCGCCGCCGACGAAAGCAGAUCGGACGAAAAUGAUGUUUACAGUGCCCCUGAAGUUGCAGUUUGGCACCCAGAUGGAGACUCGCUUUUCAUCCUGUACCAGGACACAGUUCUUGUUCACUGGAAUCUCAUCGAGGACGAGCGAGAAGAGUAUGACAACACCGAGGCGCGGGAGAUGGUCAUCAACAGCGACGGAACCUUACUCCUGACCAGCAACAAUAGAGGAGUGUUGUCGGUGUGGGCACUGCCAAAGCUCAACCUUGUGUACAGGCUUCAUGGCAACGAGUUCGUUCGGGAUAUCGCCUUCAGUCCUGAUUCGCAACGCAUCUACGACGUGAGAGACUCCAUCUGCUCUGUGUGGGAACCUGAUGCGCUUGUCAGACCAGAUGACAUCGAUCGCCAUGGCGACAAUCUAAGCAGCACAGCUGACGGGUCCGGGGUCUCGGAAGCAGUGUCAGAGCCAGUAUAUUCACAGGAUAAGAGCGGCAGUGCAAUCACCGCGCUUGCAUAUGAGAGGGGGGGUGAGUUUUACUGUUGUGGGCGGGAAGACGGAACAGUCGCCAUCCACGACAUGCUCAAAGGGAAGAUCUCAAGAAAGGUUUGCACUCAUGGGCCUCACGCGGAUGUGAUCAGCUUGGCGUGGUCUCCCUCCGGAAGGUACCUCGUCAGCGGAGACGACAUGGGCAAGAUCAUUGCAAAGAAGCUGAGGUUGAAAGAGGAUGGGAAAUGGGCAGUAUACCCUGUCUUCGAAGCAUGGAUCGCCGACGACGUUGCCGAUGAGGUUGCCGACCAAUUUCUUUUCAGCCCGGACGAAACUCUGCUGUUGAUAUCAACUCGGUCCCGGGAUCAAAUCUGGGACCUGGCCUCGAGAACGUUAGCGCUAGAAAGAACGAGGUCCGGCGAUCGGAGUGGACAGUGGAUCAACGAUCCCUUUGACGACUCUCGACUAUUGUUUGUCGAACAAAACCGGGUACAUAUCCACAAUUGGCGGGACUUCGAGAAAGAAACAACUCUCGACAUAAUCACGACUGAUCCAACGGACCAGGCGGAAGAAGCAACUCCACGGCCAAGCGAUAUCACCAGUACUGACAAAGUCCAAGCACUGUCAACCACUCACAGCCGCCGCUUUAUUGUCCACCAAACAUCCCCUGAACCUUGGAACAUGCGGUCCAAGACGAAUAGAGGCAGGAACCAGAUCAACCUGCUUCUGGCCGCAGACCUGCAGGGUCCAGCCCCCACGCCCAAAGAGCAAGUCAGACGCAGAUCUCUACCGGAGCUCUCAGCACGGACACAGCUGUUCUUGGGCACUUACCGCGAGAAGAUAAUCUUCAUCGACCAUCAAAACUGGCCACCGAUUAGUGUCAGCAUGACGGUGCGGGUAUCAAACGGACGGAGGCAUUUGCAUGGAUGGACGAGGUCGCUGCGUGAACAAAAGGCUCCUUGCGUGGGCCUCGAAGCGGGAUAG
Thermothielavioides terrestris NRRL 8126 is the source of this 4164-nucleotide messenger RNA. RefSeq lists its product as uncharacterized. The coding region runs from base 1 to 4164 and encodes 1387 amino acids. Lineage: Eukaryota; Fungi; Ascomycota; Sordariomycetes; Sordariales; Chaetomiaceae. The transcript has 4 exons. Gene Ontology annotation, molecular function: protein binding. The record is from RefSeq and is a predicted model, not a curated record.